Penaeus monodon (black tiger shrimp) is the source of this 537-nucleotide messenger RNA. RefSeq names its product piggyBac transposable element-derived protein 4-like. NCBI's taxonomy places the organism in Eukaryota, Metazoa, Arthropoda, Malacostraca, Decapoda, Penaeidae. The transcript has a single exon. The record is from RefSeq and is a predicted model, not a curated record. Bases 1 to 537 code for a protein of 178 amino acids.
AUGUCUAGGGACCGCUUCGACAACCUGACCUCCGCCCUACACUUUGCGAACAACGAAGGGGAGCACGACGCGGAGGACCGUUUGUGGAAGCUGUGCCCUGUGAUUGACGUCUUGGAUUCGACAUACCGUUCCGUUCUCGUGCCCAACCAGAACGUGACUGUCGACGAGAGCUUGUGGGCCUUCAAAGGCAGGCAUCAUGCCCUGCAUAUAAUCCAAGCAAGAGCUCGGAGGGGCUUGAAGGUCUACAAGCUAUGUUCGUCUGACGGUCCAGAGGCAGGGUAUACGGCGGCCUUCAACAUUUACAUGGGGCAGGAUCGCGGCGAGUUUCCAGCGAGUAUGAAGGCCGUCGACGACCUGGAGAAGGCAAAGCUGCUCGACAAGGGGUACCAGUUGUACACAGACAACUGGUCUUCCUCCCCGACUCUCUUCCACUAUCUGCAGGCCCAGAAGACCAUCACCAUUGGAACAGUAGGUGCCAACAAGCGGGGUAUGCCCUCGGACCUGCAGGCGAGUCGGGGGACACAUCGACUUCCAUAG